AUGCCAGCUCGAUACAGUUGUAUGAAGUGCCAGACCGACAGUCACAGUUACCAGUACUGCCCUGAAGUCACAUGCCUCGAGUGUCACGAUCAAGGUCACCGUCACUAUGUCUGUCCGAAGAUGAACAGUCAAGAGAAGCAGAACCUGGGCCCCUGUUACAACUGUCAAGUCAUGGGUCAUUUCGCUGCAGAUUGCCCAGAACCCAGUCGAAAGAAGACACCCCAGCGCCCCUGUUACAACUGUCAAGUCAUGGGUCAUUUCGCUGCAGAUUGUCCAGAGCCCAGUCGAAAGAAAACGUCAGCAACACCGUCCACGUCGACAUCCGUGACACCCGUGACACCCGUGACACAAGUGCUUCAUCUCAUAGAAGACAUGCACGCCGAUGUCCUCGACCUAAAAGAAUGA
Molecule: messenger RNA, 405 nt
Organism: Haliotis rufescens (red abalone)
Lineage: Eukaryota; Metazoa; Mollusca; Gastropoda; Lepetellida; Haliotidae
Product: CCHC-type zinc finger nucleic acid binding protein-like
Exons: 1
Coding region: 1-405 (134 amino acids)
Molecular function (GO): zinc ion binding; nucleic acid binding
Source: RefSeq, a predicted model, not a curated record